Anopheles coustani is the source of this 622-nucleotide messenger RNA. It is a transcript of the gene mago, whose product is annotated as protein mago nashi. The record is from RefSeq and is a predicted model, not a curated record. Bases 38 to 481 code for a protein of 147 amino acids. Gene Ontology annotation, biological process: RNA splicing. NCBI's taxonomy places the organism in Eukaryota, Metazoa, Arthropoda, Insecta, Diptera, Culicidae. The transcript is spliced from 2 exons. Gene Ontology annotation, cellular component: exon-exon junction complex; catalytic step 2 spliceosome; nucleus.
UCAACACUAGUUUACGAACGCGAAAGAACGCCGUAAAAUGUCGUCGGAAGAUUUUUACUUGCGUUACUAUGUAGGACACAAGGGAAAGUUUGGCCACGAGUUUCUGGAGUUCGAGUUUCGUCCGGAUGGCAAACUGCGGUACGCCAACAAUUCGAACUACAAGAACGACACCAUGAUCCGGAAGGAGGCGUACGUGCACCAGUCGGUGAUGGAGGAGCUGAAGCGCAUCAUACUCGAUUCAGAAAUUAUGGCCGAGGACGAUUCCCUCUGGCCUCCGCCGGAUCGUGUCGGUCGGCAGGAGCUGGAAAUCGUCAUUGGUGACGAGCACAUUUCAUUCACUACCUCCAAAACGGGCUCGUUGGUGGACGUCAACCAAUCGAAGGACCCGGAAGGAUUGCGCGGAUUCUAUUAUCUGGUGCAGGAUCUCAAGUGUCUAGUGUUUUCGUUAAUUGGGCUUCACUUCAAAAUCAAACCAAUCUAAUCGAAUGCACGUUGGUUUGGAGAGAUUUAUUAUAUUUUAGACUCAACCCUCAUCCGGACCUGACGGCUUCCCCGUACAUAUAUUGGAUACAAGUUCCAAGCCCUUGUAAUAUUUAACAAUAAAAAACAUAUGAAGGACACU